AUGAAUAUGUCGAGGUACGAUCGGUUUUGUCAUACAUUAUUUCAUCAAUUAAAAAAUUGCAAUAAAGAGGGUGUCGAUAUUUAUUAUGCGGGUUAUAUUUUUUGCAAUGUGGGUGCUUAUGUUACAUCGUCUCCGGAUGGUGAGCAUUGUUAUAUGAGAGAUGUAUAUAUGAAUCAUCGAUGUAGGAUACGAGAAUGUGUAAUGGAAUUGAAAUAUAAUUCUACCGACAGACCGGGUUGUUAUGAUAUAUGUUUUUGUUUUCCUGGUUACUAUGGUGGUUUAUGCGGUAUAUUCCAUGAGGAAUGCUACAGAGCUGUGCAACAAUUUUAUAAGGAUGCUAGCAAGUGUAGUAUACAACAAAUUUGUAGAGAUAUUGAUAGACAGUGUCACGGUAUAAUAGUUAGCGAAUGUUUAAUAAGACAACAAGUGGGAUAUUAUAAGCGUAAUUCAAAUCUGCUUUUUGAAUUGGAUCACAGGGGUAAAGCUGUUUUACAAAAAUAACAGUAUUUUGUUUUUUUGUUUUCCAGUUCGAACGAGAGAGACGAGAUUGUUACCGUUCAAUUACCCUGUGAUACGGUUCUUGAAGACGAACCUCUUGCCAUUUUGCGCACGAUAGCUGCGGAUUAUAAGUUUUUUGAUUUCUAUUUACGAAUUGGUCGAGAGCAGCAUAUACAGUUAGCAGGCGGUCGUUUGUGGCCUAGUAUGAUUAUAGACGGUGUUAUACGAACCAUACCCAGUUUUUAUAUUUAUCUUAUAGCGGUGACUAAAUGUGAAAACGGUGAUCGCUAUAUGACUAUUGGUGUCGUACAUUGGUUGUUUGGAAUUUAUGCCGAAUUGGAAAUUACAUAUCGUAUCUAUCCUGAAUUAUUCUUCAAGACUCGCCCUCUCGAGUAUAAUGUUAUCCCUUUAUAUCUACCCUCGGUGACUUUUAACAGCACCGGUUAUUAUAUUGAUUAUACGGGACAAGAACAAUUAACAGUUAGCGAAGCAAAGGAUAUGGUAUCGGGUGCGGUAGAUACUUUGAUUACGUAUAUAAACGAAAAUCAAAAUACAGACUAUUGA
This is a messenger RNA of Paramuricea clavata, 1062 nucleotides long. NCBI's taxonomy places the organism in Eukaryota, Metazoa, Cnidaria, Anthozoa, Malacalcyonacea, Plexauridae. The record is from the annotation of a GenBank genome assembly.